This is a messenger RNA of Cooperia oncophora, 444 nucleotides long. NCBI's taxonomy places the organism in Eukaryota, Metazoa, Nematoda, Chromadorea, Rhabditida, Trichostrongylidae. The record is from the annotation of a GenBank genome assembly.
AUGCGUAACCGGCAAGCGGCUCGGCGCACGCAAGCAGUAGAUCAAAAAGGGAAAUCGAGCAAGGGCCGAUCGGAGGUGGCCAAAAUGGGCACCACCACAGCCGAGAAAACGAUAAUGGCGCUGAAGGAGGUUUUCAGCAGGAAUGGGUUGCCGGAGCAGUUGGUUUCCGACAACGGACCCCCUUUUACUUCGGCGGAAUUUCGUGAAUACUGCUGCAAAAGAGGUAUUCAGCAGAUAUUCGCACCGCCGUACCAUCCUAAUUCAAAUGGAGAAGCUGAGCGUUUCGUGCAAACUUUCAAAAACACCCUGUAUAAAGGGUUACGAUCCAACAAAAGCCUUGAGAAUGCGGUAUUGGAUCUGUUCGAAUACAGGGUUACACCCCACGCAGCGACGGGACAGGCACCCACGGAAAUACUAAUGGGAAGGAGUCUGAGGACGAUUUAG